Messenger RNA from Diaporthe batatas, 3813 nucleotides. RefSeq lists its product as uncharacterized. The transcript is spliced from 5 exons. The coding region runs from base 1 to 3813 and encodes 1270 amino acids. The record is from RefSeq and is a predicted model, not a curated record. Lineage: Eukaryota; Fungi; Ascomycota; Sordariomycetes; Diaporthales; Diaporthaceae.
AUGGCGCAUGUGAAGCCUUUGCUCGGGUGGGUGAGGAACGGCUGGAUGGGAGACGAGGCCAGCGACUUCAUAUCGAAUACGAGGCUGGCUGACUUCGUCAACGCCACCGCGGGGACCUACAUUGAUAAUUGUCCUGAUACGGUCGAUUCACUGAGAAAGGAAAUCCAGGCUGCUCAAAAGGACCUCUCCGAUGAUGAUGCCAUGGACGAGGCGAAGCGUAUGCUAACCGUCACCUAUUCACUCUCCACAUUCUUUGGGGGCGAUCCGCCCGUUGAGCAGCUAUGGGAAAAGGUCUUGAAAGCUUGGAAUUUCAGCCUGGACACUGACCAAUUCGUGUUCAACGAAGACAACACGAGACUCAGUAUGAAAGAGGCCCUGAACAGGGACCAGAAGGGGAAGGGUAGGGCAUCCGUUGACGCCAGCGAAGGCGACACACAGAUAGCCCUUGAGCACAUGGUCAGCAACGCAUUCGUGUUUGCUCCUCACCAGUUUGUCGGCAAGUCAUAUGCUGUUACCCAUGUCGACUAUCUGGGAAUGGUGAAGGCUCACUUCGAAGCCAACCAGAUGGGCUGUGGAAAGGCAUUUAUCAUUGCAGGAACCGAGCAUCCCCUCGUCAAGUCCAUCAAAGAGCGUUCGCCAGGAACACAUGGCAUCCCGAAAGACGGCCCCUGGGGACCUUGCAUUGUGAUCUGCCAGGCGGACCUGGUCAAGACACCUGCCAAGACUGUCCACAUGGCAUUCAAGGGUCUCCGCCGAUAUUACAUUGUUUCAUCCGCACCCGACUCAUCGAUGCCUGAGGGUGUCAACGUUAUCCAAACGACAGAGGGAUUCCUUGACUUUCUAAAAUGGUCUAUGAGCGCCGCUUCGAUCCAGAGACCAUCGCCCGCGAAAACCCAGUGGGUGUCAAUGCCUCCCGGACGGGCCAAUGCCGGAGACCAUGUCGACGACGACACAGCGGCAGACGAUGACGAAAACUCGGAAGGCGGCGACGAGGACGAGCCCGUUGACGAUGAGCCCACAUGCGUGGAACAAGAACCUGGUUUAGGCGGCGGUGUGGUCAAUUUCACAACCGCUGUGAAACGCGUCCGACUGGAAAUGGCAAAGAAGGGCGCGAUCGAUGACGAUGACACUCCUGGUUUCUUGAUCGGCGGGGACAGUGAGGACCCAUACACUUAUUGGCCGGGUAAUGAGAACGACAAACGUCCAUAUGUCGAGGAGAAACUCUCAGUGACCCAUACGUUGGCUGAGUUCUUCAAGUCAAAGGACAUAACGACCGGUCGAGGGGUGUUACAGUUCCACGAACAGUAUCCCAAUCAGGUCCCUGUGUCGGGCCGCAGACUGACCAGGUUUGGACCAAAAUGGUUCAACGAGGCGCUACAGAAGAGUGACGAGGGCCCCACCUACACGCUCGCAUCUUUCAACGAAGGCCAUAUCCUGCGAAACGUGAAGACGACAUUCAACAUCACUACGAGACUUCUUCCAAAGCAAGCAUUACUGCUAGCCUCUAGCACCCCGUUAUACGGUGACGCUACUGAUCUCUGUUCAUAUUCAUCUCUAUUUGCCCACAUGUCAGGCAUCGACAAUCACCUCAUACUCGAUUAUAUAGACAUUCAUAGCCUCAGCCGCGACUUCCAGCGUUCUCAGGACCUUAUAGACGAUAUGUUGGUGUCAAAGAAGGGCGACUAUAACAAAGGGUUUGUCCAAGACUUAUUCGAAUGGGCCGAUGAAAACCUCGGCCACCGCAAGUGGUGGUGUCUCCUCGAUGGAUACCGGCAGCUAAUAAGAAGCAAGGACGACCACAUCAAAACCAUAUCCUGCAAGCUGUUCCACUCUUCCUUCGUCAAUGAGCGCAAGAUAUCUACUAGGCUAAAAAACCACAAAGGCCGGGCUCUCUCCCAUGAUCGUUCGCAUCGCACGGUGGAGGUCCACCACGAAAAGAAAUUCCAGAGCAUGCUCGUCUCUUUCACCGACCUUAUGCUACAGCAGCUGAGUCGACGGAAGCCGAAACCCAAGAACAAGGAUCACGACAGAGGGAAGAAGAGACGAGUCUGGAUGCCAUCAAGACAUGAAGCGAUGCUUGGGAACGUGAUUGAGGAGCAUAUCCGUCACGUGCUCAAUCUGGGGGAUGACGACUCAGAGCCACGGGCUUCGUCGUUCUCCUUUAAUUGCAUUCUGAACUUAAUCGCCGUAGACUGGCACAAUUUCCGCCUAGUCUUCGACUCCGAUGUCAAUCGAAAGGACCCACUGCAGAAAAUCUCCAGGGACACCAUCAACCAACUAAGGCAUCUUGCGGAUUCCAAGAGGGACCCAAGAGCAGCAGCCUUGCCCGAAAGGAUAGCCAAGGACAAGUCGUCGGAUGCUCGUCUUGGUGCCGCGCAAGUGGCAUCCAUGGCCAAAUAUGACAAAUAUGGCGGCAUGGUACGCCGUCACUUCCUGCUUGCGGAGAAGGGCCAUGUCGCCACCGAUGACACUGUCCACAUGAUGACAUUCGCACUGAGCGAGUCUCCAAUCAUAUCCAAGGUUAUAGACAUGAUUAUGGAAGGCCUCAAUCAGCCAGACAUGUAUGGCAGCCGGGUCUUCGUAGUGGUCGACUCACCACUCACCCAAAAUAACCUUGUGGGGGCACUGCGCUUCCUGGGGUUAAAUGUGAUCAACUUCUCGGCCGAUUUACAAGCCUCCGAACGCGACGAUUUGCUGGAACAGUUCAAUGACCGGAAAUGCAACGUCCAUGCCCUGAUCGUCCCCUGGACAAUGAAACUAUCAGGUAUGAACAUGCAUAGAGCCUGUAACUGGGGUAUAAUGGUCAAUAUAGACGAUUCGGCAGCAAAGACACAACAGAUCAUGGCCCGCCUCUACCGUAUUGGUUCAGAAAAGACCGUCCGCUGGUUCAUUGUGAUCCAGGCCGCCUCAUUCGCCCGAGUACAGGAGCUUUUCUGUCAUACCAAGCAGGUCAAAAAUCUGUCUGUUACAGGGCGGCUGCCGUUGGAGAUCACCGGGGACCUUCGCGCCAUUAUGUGCUACGAGGUUGCUCGUGAACAGUUCGGCGCCGUGGAAUCCAAGUAUGUGGCCGCCAGAUACUACAAGCAACUCGAGUCGGUGGAGGAAUAUGAAGCACCAUGGGUCAAGCGACAUGCUGUCUUCUACAGCUGGCUCGCCGCGUUGGCGUUCGAGAACAUUAAGCAGUCGGCUGAUGACGUUGACGACUUUGCCAAUGUUCUUGACCUCAUUGACCGGAUGAUCGACCUGGAGCCUGUCUUCCGGGCAAUAUGCCUCCUCAUACAAUCUGGGCACGAUGCAGACGCGAGUAUUGACGCUUGGCUGCGCGAGGCUGACUGGGCCGAUGUCGACAGCCUCCGCUCGCGGAUGAGAGACGAUCAGCAACAACACGAUCUAGACAUCAAGGGUCUGGAGGCACAUUACUGGAAAAUUUUGACGACAAAGCGGGGCGAAGAGGCGCCCAAGCACCUGAAACUCGCUGGACUUAGCUUCACUGCCCCCCCAGUUCCUCGGGCUAUCGACCCCGAGCUGUCUUUCACAGGCUUUGGACAGAGGGACGAAGAGAAAGAGCAGCAGUUCAGCAGUGCUGAUAGAACAGCUGACGCAGAUGACUGCUGCGACAACGAUGACCUAUACGAAUCACUUGGCGCUGACCAUACUACUUCGUUCCAAGAUGUUCUCAGGCCCCGGAGGGAGAUUGCAUUCAAACUGCGCCCAGACAAGGCUCCAAAUGACAGUGACGAGGCAAAGAGGGCAAAGGAGGACCGGAUAAAGAAGGUCAACGAUGCUGCGAAGGUCCUCCCGAAUGAAAAGUAA